UGGUGAUUGCUAUCUUCUGGUUGCUGUUUGGAAUUAAGUACGAUGAAAUACUUGUCAAUUUUGACCAUAGACUACUGUUCAGCUGUAAUAAAUAUGAUGCGUAAUGGGUAGAAUAUGGGAAUAAAAAACUAGAUUCGACUGUAGCAAAGGUGCCAAAAGAAGGCUGCCAACACAUAAUUUUACGAAGUCUUUGUAGCAUACGUAUCUUUGCCUAAAUGCAAGUGAGAUUUUGUCAUGUGUAUGGUGCUACUGGUGCGGUGGAAAACGUAUUAGGGGUUGUGGGUGGUUGGGUGUGUGAAAUGUGGAAAGUUCGAUGAAACAUGAGAGACAAAAACGCGUAGAACGGUGUCCGAUGAUCUAGGAAAGUGGUUUCAAAAUGGCCACAAACACAAAUGCAACAGCAGAACAAAGCGAAGUUACGAUGACAAAGUCGCCGCACAAUCGCCAAGAACAGACACCAAAUUUUGAGCCACUUGAUAAAUCAUCGAGUAACACUUUGAAGAGAAAUCCAAAGAUGGAACUCAGCAAGACUGAUCUUCUCAAACUUCUUAGUUAUUUAGAAGGCGAACUUCAAGCACGAGAUAUUGUCAUUGCUACCUUGAAGUCUGAGAAAUUGAAGCAGCUGUUAAAUCAGGGGCGAUACAGAGUGAUGCCUGCUAAUGAUCCAAUAGCAGCUCUACAGCGAGAUAGCUUUGCAGCAGCAGAACCUAGAGUUGAUGAGGCAGAAAUUCGGGCCAUUGCAAACCAGCAAAUGGCAACAUUGGACAACUUGAUUUUACAACAUCGUCGAGCUCAGAUAAAACUUGGUCGUAUUUUGAAAGAAGCAGAGGAGAGGCAUCGCAAGGUAGUUCAAGAACUAGAUGAAGAAAAGAGAAAACAUGAACAUGAUACAGCUCAGGGUGAUGAUAUUACAUAUGGGUUGGAAAAGGAACGUAUGAGACUGAAACAGGAAUUGGAGUUAGAAAAGCAAAUGAAAAAGAAACUCGAGAAAGACCUAAAGAAAUCAAAUGAUACAUUGGAAGAAGAAAGAUCUCGACAAAAACAAAUAGUACUUUUAUUGCUUGCAGAAAGAAAAAGAUUAAUCAUGAAGUACAUAGAAGAAAGAAAACGGUCGGAAGAUCUAGCUCAGAUCCUUGCUGAGGAGAAGGGACGCAUCGAUUCAAUGGCUGAAGGACUUGAGGAAGAAAGUAAGAAAUCAUUACAGAUGGAGGCAGAACUGGAGAAGCAGCUUGCGCAGUUUGAUACAGAGCGACAACAGUUGAAAGCUGCGGUAGCCAAAGAAGAGAAGAAGAGCAAAGAACUGCAAGCAGAACUGGAGAGAGCUCAAGGAGAACUAGACAGUCUGCGAAAGCAGCUAGCGGAAGCUCAUCAAGUUGCCAUGUUUCAAGCUGGUGCAAGCCCCCCACGAAUGGUUCUACCAGCUCGUCCUGUGCUGACUACAUCACCACCACAACCACCAGCAAAACCUGUGGUUAUACUACCACAGACUGCACCGAGACCUCAGCCUCCAUCUGUUGGGCCACUGACACCACCAAAAGUAGGCACGUGGACUGUAAGUGAUGGAAGUGUAUCACCACCACCACCUUCACAGUCUGCACAACCUCCUGCUGCAGGGACUCCGAUGAUGAGUAGUGUUGCCAAAGUUGUACAACCUACUGCCACUGUGUCCAGUGUACCUGUGUGUGGGCCAACAACAGGCAUUGCCCGCUCUGUUUCACCAGGACAAGGUUUAAGGACAGCCCCUUUUUCUGCAACUACAACAUCUGAUGCAAGAUCUGCACCACCAUCAGGAAACUGGAUGGCCACGACUGCUGAACAACUUGUGACACAGGAUAAACGUGCACAGGUAGUGCAAGUAACACCACGUGUCAGUCUGACGACAUCACCAAGCUCCAAGGUGUUUGCAUCUCAGGGUAACAAAGUAAUGUUUCAUGUGACAUCUAGUACUGCUGUUCAGCCGGAGACUCAAACUCCUCCCAAAAAAGUAGCUGCCCCCAGCAGGGGUGUUCCCCCUCCUGUACCUCCUAAUAAACCUAUAGUGCCACCAAAGAAAGAAGCUGUUGUAAGACGAUCUGAGCCCUCAUCCAACACUUCUGAAGCUGUGGACGGAAAGAAGAAAUAUGCAGUUGCCAAAGAAAAAGUGCAGGAAGGUGAAGUGCAUGAGAAUAGGAGAGAACCACAGUCGUGAUGCUGACUGGGACGUGUAGAAGUGGAGGAUAUUGAGCAUUUUUAAAUGUGUGUAUUAAAAAGUUGAGUUUCUUUUCCAUUUGUGGCUUGAUAUGUGAUGUUCUGGUAAUUCAUAUUAACAGAAUAUUAAGAGAACACUUACUUUAAAAUGACCAUUUGUAUUUGGAACAUAAGAGUUAAAUUUUUGAGAGAAAUUAAUGAUACCUGUACUGACUGGGAAGCUUAGGUACUUUUAAGUGAGUUGUGUAUCAUAUUUUGUUGUAUGAGAGCUGAAACAUUGGAGUUGCAUUUUAUUGUGAUUCAUUAUUGAUCAUAAUUACCCCUUUCAUUCACCUGCAUUUACUUUUCCACAAGGAAAGUUAACCUUAUGUUGACAACAACAGUACUAGUACUAUAGAAAAAUUUCGUAUGUCUUAUUUUAUUUAUGAAUGAAUGAAUGAAUGAAUGAAUGAAUGAGUGAAUGAAUGUUCCGUCCUCUCUUACCCAUCUCUAUCUCGCUAUAAGAUGCUAGAAAAUAGCAUUUUAAAGCUGUACUUCAAAUACUGUUACCUGCAUUACUUUUAAUAAUCAUCAUGGAUGGGUUGGAUCAUAUGUAGCAGAAUGCUGUCUUUUUGUGUUACAGAUUUCCAGUUUUUACACUUACUGAGGUGUUGUCUUUGUUAUUAAUGUUUGGUGUAAUUUUCUAGGCAUGAUGUCUGUGGGUAUACCUCACCUUCCUCUCUCUCCAUGUCAUCUCAAAGUGCCUUCUUUUAGGCAGGAAAGCAGUCGGUUGCUAGUUUAGAUGCUAAUAUCCUUUUGCAGUGUUCUUUUUGUUCUGUUCAGAAAUUCUUGACAUUAAGAUUCUUAGAGGAUAUUGGUGUAUAGUAUGGUCAGAAACUCUGCACUACCACCUCUUGUGGUCCAGUUUGAAUGAUGGAAAUUCAUAUUAUGUGAACUCAAAUCAGUUAACCUUCAGUCACCAUCAGUGCCACCACAUCACUAUGAUUUAAGUGUCCCAUAUAGGAAGACAUGCAUCUAUAAAUAUUAAUAAAACUCAUGACAACACGAUUGCAGCCAUUGUGUUAGAUAAUAUACCACUUUCAAUGACUUUCCACACAUGAACUGUACCAUGAGAUCACAGUCAGAAAAUUGCCCCUGUCCAUUGUUUGUCAUAUGUAAGUUAAAAUACUGAAUUUACAUUCAGAAGUGGGGUUAAAAUCCCUGUCCGUUCAUCCUGAUUUACAUUUUCCAUGGUUUCAUUAAAAUUUUUAAAACAAAUGCUGUCAUAAUUUCUUUAGAAACGACCCAUGCAAUCUUCUUCCCAUCCGUUGUGCAACCCAAGUUUGUACUCUUGUUUUUAAUGGCCUCGUUGUUGAGAGAACUUUGAAUAUCAACCUUCCUCCUUCACCCCUACCUUCUUGUUUUUAUGGAAUGGAUCCAUGGUACAAGAAUGGUUACAUUUGCAAUUGUUUAUUUAUGAUGUGAAUAUGUAAAGCACUAAUUUAGGUAGAACAUUAAAAGUGUCUUUCCUCUCCAUAGUUUAUUGAAUUAGGUUGUACAGUGAUAAAACAAUAGAUGUGCGUCCAGGAGAACUCAGUUUCAAGUUAUGGUCCAGUCUUCAUGUAAGGUUUGCAGCUGCUGUUCCAAAUCGUGCAUCAUUGGUGAUUAGAUGGUAGCUUCAGCAUGGUUACAGCCAGAUACUUGCUGAAGUUCCUUUUGAAAGUUGGUCUAUUCACUGCUCAUGCCAGACAUAUUAAGGUCCACAGAACAUUAACUUUCUUGUUGUUGACAUGUUUGCAAUAAUUAAAUUUCGUUAUGGGUAAGUGUUUGCCAGGUUGCUUCCUCCAGGCCAUGUUUUCCUGCUACUUUGCCUUCUUUUCUUGUUCCUACUAUCCCCAUCACAACUGAAUCUUUGUUUCCUGAAGGAUUCUGAAUAAUUUCUUUUGUAUUAACCUUUUUUUCCCCAACCUUAUCACACACAAAUCUAGUAGCUAUGUAUAUUUGUGCUACUGUGCGGGUCACAUAUUUGUUAUGAUAAUUCAUUGACUACAAUGUAUGUUUUAUGGUGGUUUUCCCAUUCAUUAUUAUACCUACUCCUGCACUAUGCAUAUUUGAUUUUCUGCUGCUAACCCUUUACUCAUUUGAGCAGAAUUCCUUCUCUUUAUGUCACUGCACUUCACUGGCAGUUUACUUCACUUCAAUAUAUCCAUUUGUUUUUUGAAGUUACUUAACCUGUUUACACUAUUAAGGGCUUGUAACAGCCUACACUAUGUCUCCAAGAACACUAGAUUUGGUUUUUCCUCAUGACAACAUCCUCCUGAGAAGUCCCCAACCAAAGAUUAGAAUUGGGUACUAUUUUACAUCGGAAUAUUUUAUGCAAAAGAAUUCCACCAUUAUUGAACACAGGUAUCUUGUUACAGAAUAGUAACUGUCAUGUGUCUAUUGAGUUCCUGAAUAUUGAUUUGACAUACAUUAUGAUGAUAUCUGCAUGAAGUAGUAUUUGUAGUUUUCCACAACAGACUUACUCCUUGAUGUAGUCUUAGGCCAUGUGUGACAGUAUAAUAUUAUGCAGUGGCAUAUCAUAUUUGAAAGUUACUUUGACUGGGUAGUAAAAGCAUCACACCAAAUUUUCUAAAUGUGUUUCUUAAUAUGUGAGUAAUCAAUUUAGCUGCAUUGAAAAGAGAUUAUUUUACUUCUGUGUUUUUGACGAGAACCUAAACAUAAUUUUCUCUAACUCUUUUUCAAGAUAUGGGAAGGGGAAAAGAAGAAUCAUCUUGUAUACUGUCAGUCUCAGAAUAAUCCACAUUAGAUAUGAAUCUGAGAAUAAACAUGUUAAUUCAGUAUUGCAGCUAUUCGUUAAUGCAGUGAUUAUAUAUUAUUACACUUAGACAGAACAGUGCUAGUUGUUUCCAGGGAGUCAAACCAUCUACUCAGAAUCUACCGUGUUUAUUUUCAUUCUUUGAACAAUAGAAUUUAUAUAUGUUCAUUAUCAAAAGUAGUUUUUAUGAGCAGAUUCAAAAUGUCAGUUUUAAUUUUAUUAUUGUUGUUCCAUUUCUUUUUUGUCCCAUUGUUACGUUAAACAUAUGAAAUGAUGCCGAGAAUGAAAAUUUGUUAUUUGGCAUCUCAUUUCAUAUAAUGUUGCUGGAUGAAGUCAGGUUUUACGUAUAUAUUGUUCAACAGUCUUAAUGAAUAUGGGCAGUCUUGGUUUGCAAAUAUAUACCACCAGCUAAAGCUUUCUUGCCUAUUUAAUUAUCGUCAAGAUGGGAUACUUUUUAUCAUCAACUAAUGACAUGAAUUGCUUAGAUGACCCAUUUACCACCAAUGUAUAUCUUUUGACAUUAUUUGCAUAUUCUUUUAUUAUGUUAGCUACUGUUAUUUUCAUUUCAGCCUGUUUAAAACCACAAAUGACCUGUUAUUGCUAUGGCAGGUUUAGCAUAUUACUAUUAUUAUUAUUAUUAUUAUUAUUAUUAUUAUUAUUAUUCUCCUCUCUCUCUCACCAAGUGAGGUGGUACAGUGGUAAGAUACUGAACUCACAUUUGAGAGGAUGGUGAUUCAAAUCCCCGUCUUGACAUUUAGAUUUUUGUCUUCCAUGAUUUAUCUAACCUGCUUAAGGUGAAUGAUAGAAUGGUUUCUUUCAAAGCGCAUGAACAAUUUCCUCCCCCUUUGAGCUUGUGCUCUGUGUCUUAACAACCUCAUUGUUGAUGCGACCUUAAACCCUGAUCUUCCUGUUUCUUUUCUUAUCCAUCCCCCUUCCCACCUCCCUCUCCUCUUUCAAAUAAUGUCAUAAUGGUUUUAGCUAAUUGUCAAGCGAAGGCCACGUCUAAAGAUUCUGAUUUGGUGAGUUGUAGCAUGGAUCUGAUGUAUCCAUCUUUGUUCUUACUUGACUUUUUUGCACUUCAGAAUGCAUGUUAAAUAUUUCAGUUGUAAUGCACUUAAUGUUUCUUUGAUAUUCCAUCAGCUUAUUAAGAUGGUAAGUAAAUUCUCUUGCCGUUACUACCUUCUUGUAAUUGUCUGUUUUUAACAGCAUUGCCUUGCAUUCCUUGCCACUAAUAUCCUUGUACAAAGACUGCCUUAUUACUUAGUGCUAGAAAACUGCAUGUUAUACUUCUUCACUUCCCUUCACUGUUGCAGCUACUAAUGAGUGAGAAUAAUGUGGUGUCAUUGUUACUUACUUGGCAUGAAAUGCAUGCUUACCUUUCAACAGGUAUGGAGACUUCCAUCCAGAAUGCUUGGGAGUUAGGAAGAAUGUGAAAGAAAGUUCAGCACCUAACUGCUGUAUGCUAAAAGUCAAUUUCAUUUGAACUGAUAUACUAGUUUUCAAACAACUUGCAGAAAGGGAAAUAGAUGAACAGAUACUUACAGAAAACUUAUUGAAAUGCUGAUAAUAGAGAUUCAUUGGUUUGGCAUAAUGUUAAAAAUUAUAACUCUUAUAAGAACAUUUGUGAACAUUGUGUGUUUGAUUUGAUACUUAAAAGUUUUUAUUAUGCUUUAAAAAUGUAUGUGUUUGCUUUGCAAACUCAUUUUUUAUCAUUGUCACUGUGUCAGUUAUAAAUAUUCAGUGAAAUAUACAAUGUAGUUACCAUUUCCACUAGCAUAUGAUUGUCUAAAUCAGUUACAUUGUUGAACGCAUUAUUAAGGUAGUUAAUCUAUAAGUAUUCACUUUUCUGUUGUUGUUGAUUAUUUAAAAAUACCAAUUCUAUAUGCCUGAGUUUUAUAUUUGUGAAGAAGUCAGAGAGCAUUUGCUUCACUCCUAAGAGAGUAUUAGGAUUGUAACGUAACAAAUACAUCAUAAUUAAGAGAACACAUACUAUAAAAAAUAAUAUGGAGAGAAAUAAUGUGAUAAAAAGUCAUAAUGAUGAAUGUGCAGUAUACUUUUUUAUUGUUCUUUCAUCUAAGAGAAUCAUAAUUUAAUAACUUUUCAGUAAAUUCAGAGGUAAUCUCUCUGACUUACGGGCCUAGUGAUAUUUGCAGCAAAAAAUAAGUAUGUACAAAAACUAAACUAAAUUUACACAUGUGUGGGAAGUUCAGCAUCUCUUCAUAUGGUUUAUUUACAUGUCAAGUAUUUUAUGAUAUUAUGAUAUUAAAUUGUUCUAUACACUUCACUUUAAUUUUUCGAAAGUAUCGAAAAUCAGUUUAAUGUUUGAUUAAUUUUACUACCACUCAUUUAUGCUGAGUGAUUAUAAUCAGAUGUUUAUUUUACAUGUAAGUCCAUAACUAUUGUACAGAAGUUUUUAUAAUUUUACAGUGCUGCAGUACUUAACCUAAUGGCACUUUUCCUUUAUUAUUAUUCAAGGAUUACGGUUUUAUAUGAAUGUAAACAAUUUUCUAUGUUCUAACAUCAGUAGAAAUAAGAUAUUUUUAACAUAUACAAAUUGCAGUGAUUGUUUUAUAGUGUGAUUGGUGGUCAGUGAUUCUGUCUUCUCAUUUGUGCUUGUCUUCCAUCUACUUUGAACAUAAUUAGGACAGUUUCUUUAGACAUUCCUUACUCUAUAUUUGUAUAGUCUUCUGUGCAUGAUUUUCUAUGAAAAUGUAUGAAUACGAUAGUUUUUUUUAUACCAUCUCAAUUAAAAUGAGGUGAUUUUGGAACUAGUCAUUUUGUAGUGCAUUUUAUUUGAUAUAGGGCAAUAUAAUGGAAAGUGUCUCAUGGUCUGAGUAGAAUUUUAGUUUUUUUUUGUACAUAAUUGCUAGCUUGCCCUUGUAAAAAAAAACAUAUUUUGUAUGUGAAAGAAUUGUAUGUUGUUGCUAGUGCUUUUUGUGCAUUGUUAAUUUCAAUAAAAGCUUUUGCAGUGAAUGAAAAUAAAACAUUUUGUUAAACACAAAACCAGUUCUUCAGUGGGCUUUGACUGCUAACUUUCCAACUACUCAUUUGUAUUCUUUGUUUUUACUUUGGAAAUGACAUUAUAUAUCACCAUAACCUGCUAUUUAAAUUCUUCUUUAAUUUUGUAGAUGUUAGAAGCGCACAGUGAACAAUAAAUCUGUAUGACACAUUAUCACAAUUUCAUAAUUACACUUGAACAUUGGUGCAGUGUUAUGUAACAGGUGUGUAAGACAGUGAAAUGUGGGCACAAAUAUUACCAUUCUGUGUAAUAACAGAAAUAUUACCAUCUAAACUUCUCUCUCUGAGGUUCAAAUUUCUUGAGGCUUCAUAUUUAUAGUGCUGUUUGAGCCAGCCAAAGCAUUUUGACCUUUGUUAAAGUUUAUAUUUUUUAGAUUUCCACCAUUUUCUAAAAUUGCUUGGAAUUUUCAUUACUGCUGUAGGGUUUAUUUUGCAAGUACUGCAUUUAGUUUUAUGUGCAAAGUCACCUGAAGUGCUGGUUUUCUGCAUUCACAAAUUUGGUUAUUAUUCUUCUGUUGCAGUUUUAAAGUAAUGGUUGUGAAUGAUUUGAAACCUUGCUUGUAACUGUGCUUUAUUAAAAAAGUAGAAAGGCAUGUUGCACUUCAUCUCUGGUUUAAGCGAACCU
Messenger RNA from Schistocerca gregaria, 8627 nucleotides. It is a transcript of the gene Naus, whose product is annotated as CTTNBP2 N-terminal-like protein. The record is from RefSeq and is a predicted model, not a curated record. The coding region runs from base 377 to 2188 and encodes 603 amino acids. Lineage: Eukaryota; Metazoa; Arthropoda; Insecta; Orthoptera; Acrididae. The transcript has 11 exons.